AUGAAAUGCAGGAAAUGCAAUUCAGACGUCUUGGAAUCAUUUCGCUUUUGUCACCUUUGUGGUACUGUACUUAGUGUGGAAUUACAGAAAACGAAUGGAUCGAAUGUUUCAGAUUCUACGAGUAGCCAAUGUGGAAAAUUCACAACAUCCACAAUUUCAAAUACACCACCUGGUCCACCUAGUCAGCCAAAAACUCCUAUACUUUCCUUCAAUGAAUUUCGGAAACGAAAGUCGGACGAAAGGGUACAGCAUGCGGCAAAAAAGAAAGAAAAAAAUCCCCCAAAGGAAGUUCUAAUUGGAAAAGGAAUAAUGACUUUGACAAAAGGGGAAUUAAAACCCAUGAAAGGCAAAGCCAAGAUGGUCCGAGUUUCUGCAACCAUUCGCAAGUUAGAACUUCUUAAGGUGUCAUACGAAAAACACUGUGCACACGAUCGUAAUUUCGAUAAAGAAGCAGAUUAUACACUUGUUUACCCAGAUGGCACAGAAAUUUUGACCCUUCCAGACCAUCCUGACCAUAUAUUUCAAUUGGAUGAGUAUCAAAAAGAUGUUGGCAAGGCAUUUAAUCGCAUUACACUGUUCCUUUUGAAACGAAGUGAUCAGGAACUUUAUAACCAGUUACAGCAAGACAAUGGCAGUGACACUGAUAGUGACUCAGUUCCUGAAAAGGAAAGCCAUAUUAGGCAGAUGUCUGUGAUUGAAUCAUUUGCUCGUGCUGGUUCAACUUCUAUACAAACAAACAGUCCCUCAGUGCAAGUCUCUACCAAAACAUCAACAUUGAUGUCGCAUGAUUCGAUUGUUGUUGACGACCACAACCAAGGUUGCUCAAGCUCACAGGUAGAGAUUGAUUUACCUUCUGGAAAAUCAGGAUUUUCUAGGGGCUUUCAAAGCUUGAAAGAAAUGUUCCCCACUAAGAAUGAAUGUGAAUUGAGGCAGGCAGUUGAUGCAACUGGAUCUUUGGAAGGAGUAAUUAACUUGCUAGUAGAAGUUCAAGACAGAUCAGUGAGUGACUUGUAUGGGUCUUUAUUGAGUGAAGAAUGUGAGGAUAACAAUGAUAUUUACCAUGAUGAAGACGAGCCAUUACAUGAAUCAAAAACAUUGUAUACAGUGAAUGAAAGGCUAACUGAAAAGCUUAAAAACUGGAAGGAACUUAAUAUGGAUAGCUCAGGGAACUUGAGAAUGAAAGUUAGCAGGCAGAAUGUUUGGGAAGAAUCCCUUAUCAAGCUAGGAAGAGCAAAAGAGGAUGUAUGCAAACCUAUCAAGGUUCAAUUCAUCGGAGAACCAGCUGUAGAUCAAGGUGGGCCAUCACGGGAAUAUUUUGGGCUGGUAAAUUCUGCUGCUCAAGAAAGGUUGAUGUCACAGUCUGUUUUUAAACACAAUAUCUCAGCCUUACAACAAAGGGAGUAUUAUGCAUUUGGACAGCUUACUGCCCUUGGCAUAUUACAAGGAUCUCCAGGCCGUAGAUGUUUCUCUAAGACUGUAGUUGAUUACAUUUUGACAGGAAAUAUUGAAGACCUCAUGCCAUCUAUUGCUGAAAUCCCAAAUCAUGACAUAAAGACCAGUCUUAUUGAAUUGAAUGAACUCUCAAAUGCUGAUGAAUUCAGAGAAAAAGCAAGCUUUGAAAGUGGAUUCCGAUUUGAAGCAGGCUACACAAAGCCAUUUGUGACAAUGUCUGAUAAAGAUGAGUUUCUCAGAUGCAUUGCACUUCACUACACUGUGCUUGUGCCAUUGAGUGAACUUAACCAGUUUGUUGAUGGUUUGAAGACUUGCAAUAUUUUGCAGUUAUCCGAGAAGAUCCAGAUAUGUUCAGAAGUCUAUUUGAAGUGUCAAACACCAAGCUAA
Paramuricea clavata is the source of this 1839-nucleotide messenger RNA. Lineage: Eukaryota; Metazoa; Cnidaria; Anthozoa; Malacalcyonacea; Plexauridae. The record is from the annotation of a GenBank genome assembly.